AAAGCCGGCGUCCUGCCGCGCGAUGCCCCUGCUCGGACUUCUUCCCAGGAGGGCCUGGGCUUCGCUGCUCAGCCAGCUCCUGCGACCGCCCUGCGCUUCGUGCACCGGGGCGGUCCGUUGCCAAAGCCAGGUUGCAGAGGCAGUGUUAACAUCCCAACUGAAAGCACAUCAAGAGAAACCAAAUUUUAUUAUCAAGACCCCAAAGGGUACCAGGGAUCUUAGUCCUCAGCAUAUGGUUGUGAGGGAGAAAAUUCUUGAUUUGGUUAUCAGCUGCUUUAAACGUCAUGGAGCAAAGGGGAUGGACACCCCAGCAUUUGAGCUGAAGGAAACGCUGACUGAGAAGUAUGGAGAGGACUCUGGGCUCAUGUAUGAUCUGAAGGAUCAAGGUGGAGAGCUGUUGUCCCUCCGCUAUGACCUUACUGUUCCCUUUGCUCGUUAUCUGGCCAUGAAUAAGGUGAAGAAGAUGAAACGUUAUCAUGUUGGAAAGGUGUGGCGGCGAGAGAGCCCAACCAUAGUCCAAGGCCGUUAUAGGGAGUUCUGCCAGUGUGAUUUUGACAUUGCUGGUCAGUUUGACCCUAUGAUCCCUGAUGCAGAGUGUUUGAAGAUCAUGUGUGAAAUCCUAAGUGGAUUGCAGUUGGGAGACUUUCUCAUUAAGGUAAAUGACCGGCGGAUUGUGGAUGGGAUGUUUGCUGUCUGUGGUGUUCCUGAAAGCAAGUUCCGUGCCAUCUGCUCCUCCAUAGAUAAACUAGACAAGAUGGCUUGGAAAGAUGUGAGACAUGAGAUGGUGGUGAAGAAAGGCCUGGCUCCUGAGGUGGCUGAUCGAAUUGGGGACUAUGUCCAGUGUCAUGGUGGGGUAUCCCUAGUAGAGCAAAUGUUUCAGGAUCCCAGACUAUCCCAGAACAAGCAGGCCCUGGAGGGCCUGGGAGACCUAAAGCUGCUAUUUGAAUACCUGACUUUAUUUGGAAUUGCUGAUAAGAUCUCCUUUGACCUCAGCCUGGCUCGGGGCCUAGACUACUAUACAGGAGUGAUCUAUGAAGCAAUGCUGCUGCAGACCCCAACUCAGGCUGGGGAGGAGCCCCUGAAUGUGGGCAGUGUGGCUGCUGGUGGGCGCUAUGAUGGGCUGGUGGGCAUGUUUGACCCCAAGGGCCACAAGGUGCCAUGUGUGGGACUCAGCAUUGGGGUUGAGCGAAUCUUCUACAUUGUGGAGCAGAGGAUGAAGACCAAAGGUGAGAAGGUGCGGACUACAGAGACUCAAGUGUUUGUGGCCACACCACAGAAGAACUUUCUCCAAGAACGGUUGAAGCUUAUUGCAGAGCUUUGGGAUUCUGGAAUCAAGGCAGAGAUGCUAUACAAGAACAACCCCAAACUAUUAACCCAGCUGCACUAUUGUGAGAGCACGGGCAUUCCACUGGUGGUCAUUAUUGGUGAGCAAGAACUGAAAGAAGGGGUCAUCAAGAUCCGUUCAGUGGCCAGCAGAGAGGAGGUGAGUGGCGGCGGCAGAAAUAGAAGGGACGAAGUGUUUCUGCCUUUCCCAGAUUCUGUAAGAAAUAUGCAUCUUCUGGCUGAGAAAUUAUCUUCAUGGUUAAUAGUGGUAGAGAUGAACAAACACCCAUUCCAGAUGACCAUUGCUGCCUGUGAGUAUUGACUGGGUGGCCAGAAGAAAGACAAAUGAAAUCCGAAUGGGUAUUUUGAGACUAAUCAACAUAAUAGACGUAGAUCAGGUGUUUGAAUCCCUUUCAUCUUGAGGGUAUACAUUCUUCAGGUCAACCCACACUACUCCCUUCUGGUUGUAAAAGUAAUGGGAGCAGAUGCAGAGUAAAACAAAUCUGGAAAAACAGUGGCUAAGGAGUUAGUAUCACUUUCUAGUUUAUCACAUGAGGAUUCUCUUAUGUUUCAGGUGGCCAUUAAACGGGAAAAUUUUGUGGCUGAAAUUCAGAAGCGACUGUCUGAGUCUUGAUCCUUGCCUGAUUCCCAUCUGCUGCUCUUUGUAGAAAAGGUUUCCUCUAGAACUGAAUUCCUCUGGAAUUGAGUGAUGGACUUCACAACAACUAGCCAGGAAGGGUGACAAGUACCUUCUGCCUCCUCCAUUCUUCCUGGGUGCAGAACUGUAGAAGACCCUGAGGACUCCUGGGCUAGUGUGAGCAGCUAUUCUGCAUGGGUGCAGAUGGCUGGUAUGUGAAAGAGACAUGCUCUAGCUGCAGAGGCAAAUUUGAAGUGCCACGGAAUGUUGUCAAGAGGUACUGAGAUUGUUGCUGUGAGCAAGGCUCUGGGAGAGUCACCUCAGGCUGAGGAUUCUGAACCAUUGAGAUCAGAAACCAGAUACUUAGCCUUCUACUGUAGCUACGGAACCAGAUUCUGGUGAAUUUGUCCACAAUCAGCCAUUGGCCUGUCUGGGGAGUUUUUGGAAGACAGCAAAGAGGGGCAAUGGCUGCUUUCAGCUUUGAGGACAGAUGCUAUCCUAAGGGCAUGGCAGUACCCAUGUUGAUUUGACAUCUCUCUAGCCCAUCCAUUGCUAACAGUAGAAGAGUGGGGCUGUAUGCUUGAUAAUCUUGAACAUUGAACUUAAUAGAUGACUUGACAAGGUAGAGAUCUGAUAUUUUGAGGUUUUGGAGACCAUUUCCUGUGCCAGAAUCACUGCUCUAUUCCAUGCCGUGCCAUGGAGGCUGUUUUAGAAGUGGUUGGAUAACACGUUAAAUAAAAUAUUAAGUGUA
This is a messenger RNA of Gorilla gorilla gorilla (western lowland gorilla), 2711 nucleotides long. RefSeq names its product histidine--tRNA ligase, mitochondrial. Lineage: Eukaryota; Metazoa; Chordata; Mammalia; Primates; Hominidae. The transcript is spliced from 12 exons. The coding region runs from base 23 to 1645 and encodes 540 amino acids. Gene Ontology annotation, cellular component: cytosol; mitochondrion; cytoplasm. The record is from RefSeq and is a predicted model, not a curated record. Gene Ontology annotation, biological process: histidyl-tRNA aminoacylation. Gene Ontology annotation, molecular function: ATP binding; RNA binding; histidine-tRNA ligase activity.